Penicillium coprophilum is the source of this 2058-nucleotide messenger RNA. RefSeq names its product SAE2 C-terminal domain-containing protein. Gene Ontology annotation, molecular function: Y-form DNA binding; flap-structured DNA binding; double-stranded DNA binding. Bases 1 to 2058 code for a protein of 685 amino acids. Gene Ontology annotation, biological process: double-strand break repair via homologous recombination; DNA double-strand break processing involved in repair via single-strand annealing. The transcript has a single exon. NCBI's taxonomy places the organism in Eukaryota, Fungi, Ascomycota, Eurotiomycetes, Eurotiales, Aspergillaceae. Gene Ontology annotation, cellular component: site of double-strand break. The record is from RefSeq and is a predicted model, not a curated record.
AUGGAAGUUCUCAAGGAGCUCCAUGCUGCUGUGGCAAAUGCCUGUGAGGCCUCCUUCGACAAUGCCUAUAAGCAGAUGAAAUCCCAUUUUGAUGCACACGCCAAAGAGGCAGAGAUUAAAGAAUCAAUUGCGAACCAAGCUCAGAGACAAUCAGAGAUAACAAUCCGAGAGCUUCGGCGUGAUAUCACGGUACUCCGGAGUGAGCUGCAACAAUAUGAAGUUGAUCCAGGGGAUCUUGAACUUCCCAAAAGAUACGCCAAUCUAAAGAGUGAAUUUGACCCGAAGAACCUCUGGGGAGACGAUCUGGAUGAUAAUGAUCAUCGCAGUCUCCGGAAUUCUCGGAAACGAGUUGAGGCCAAAUACACCGCGCUUUAUACAAAUUUACAGACAUUCAUCCAAACUUGGAGUGGUCUCAAAUCCCGGGUGUUGCAGCAUAAAAAGAAGCUACGGCGAUGGGAUCAGCAAUUGGAGCGUGAAGAAUUCUCGCUUGUUCUCAAUGGUCGACCUGUCACAUUCCGCAGAGUGCAGAGUUUCACUUCCGAGGACGUUGGCGAAGAAUACUCGCAGGCCCAGGCUUCCCCAAAGAAACGCCCAAGAGAAGAGUGUCCAGACGGUCCAGCCAAGGCCAUCAAGCUGUCGCAAAAAAGGACUCGUGCAGAUAAUGUGCACGCAAACCUGAAAGUUGAAGAAGAUAGCCAAAGAAUAAUUCACAGCCCAACAUCAGAGUCGGCAUCCACCCAGUCUGGCUCUGCUAGACCCGAUAUCGACCCCUCGGAAAAUUCUGAUACAAUACGCCCCCAGCCCAAUGCCGCCCGACAAAAAAUUCGGCAGAGUUCCUCACCAACACUUCCCGGCAGGAAUCUCGUGCAUAGCCAACGGGCAGUCAUCAGCCCGGAGCACCCUGCAGUUUUCAAAAAUGAGCUCUCGUCCUCGACUCCAACCCGAGGUGUAAUGCACAACAGUGAACAGCAAUGUUUAAGCACGCAAGAUCUCGAUGAGAUAGGAGACACGAUACGAACACCAAUGAAACGGAAAGCCCACCGGGAUAUCAACAUCGCGGACGCUUGGAAUUCAGAGAACAGUACGAGUAAUGCGCAUCACUCAAAGCCAAAAUCACCAAGGCAGGAAAUUUCUCAACAGCCACAUAUACUCCAACCAGUUGACGGUAACACUCGCAAUGUCGCAUUAUCUGCACGUGGAUCUUCCACGAAGCGCCUCCAAGAUCUAGAGCGACGCGCAAUACCAGCUCUAGCAGAAGAUGGCGAUGAUGCGACAAGCUUACGGACAUUCUCGGAAGUCGGCUCCGGUGUCAAUGCUAGACCAUUGGAAGCAAAAAACAAUGCUGGAUAUGCCCAGGGACGUCUAGAAAAUCUUCUAGAACGAUCAAUAGCCUCCAAAUCACCACUUAGUUUGUUGAGCAAAGCCUCCGGUCCAGAUUCGAUAAUGGCGAAUGAGAUACCCCAGAGUGAUCAUACAAGACCUCAUUUGUCGAGUCAAUCGGGCCUGGAAAUAGACCCCGAUGAUGAACCAUUCAGGGCAAGACCUCUUCAUCGCCUUGGGUUGGGUCAUUUCAAAAUCAAUCCAGCUAGAAAUCAAGGACUUGAUUACGCCUAUGAUGCAGUUGUCCGAAAGAAAGAUGACCGCAAAUGCAUAUCAGGCUGUACUCGCCCAGGAUGUUGUGGUGAUCGGUUCCGGGCCAUGGCCCGACUUGGGGGCCUCCCCGGUAAAUCCGAAGCAGAACAAGAGGAAGAAGAUCAGGUUGUUCUACAGGAGUUUGUGGGAGAAGACACACAGUUGCUUCGAAAUAUGACCAGCAAAGAGCGCGAAAAUCUCCUGGUGGAAGCGAGAGCCAGGGCCCUGGCCAACCAAUAUGGUCGACAUCGGCAUACUCACCAGCGGGCUCAAUCUCCUCCUGGCUUCUGGCGGACUGACAUGCCCAAUACGCAGGAGGAGGAAGAUGAUCUUGAAGCUGCUAAGAAAUUAGAGCGUGAGAAAGUGGAAGAGCGAUAUCGAGAGGCUAUGCGCCCUGGUGGGUUAUGGACAUGGGCGGAUGAAUAA